AUGACUUGCAUAAUCAACAAUGAAACGGUUUUUGAUAAUGAUUUCCAGUGGAAGUUUUGUGAUCAUUCAAAAAAGUUUGUGUUUAUUGGUGGUACGACUUUGAAAGCUAUUGAUGUUCAAAAUGUUCCUCAGAAAAGCUACUAUUUCAAAGACUUUUCUAAUAUACUUGGAGGCAAAUUCCAACAUAAUAGACUUGAAUAUGUUAUUGGUGUUGCUCAAGAGAUCAACAAUUUUCAGUAUAAUACACCAGAAAAAAAGACAUUUGUUUCCCUGAAUCUUAAAGACCUGAAAGGUAACAUGCUUAACUGCACAUUAUGGAGAAACUAUGAAACUAAAUUUUUGGACUACUACCAUGAUAAAAAAUACAGUGGUGCUAUUUUACUAAUUAAUGAAGACAUUUCGGAGAUCACUGAAUUUUUUUCAAAGUUACCUGCAAAUGAGCAAACUGAAAAGCCUACUCAGUCCUUAAAGUCUAUGUCUCUUUGGUCUGGUACCUCACAGUUCACCACAGUUGAAAGGUUCAUUCGUAAGGCCAAAUGCAUUUCUCUAAGUGAGCUUUGCAAGGUCAAACAAGACAUGUUAUGUGUGACUGUUACAACUAUUCAAAAGUUUUUUGUAUCAAAACAUAGUUGGUUCUAUUAUGGAUAUACUAAAUACUCUUUAAAGGCAUAUGAUAUUAACAAUCCAUACAAGUGUUCAUGUGGAGAAAAUGUUGCACAAGCCAUACCAAGGUAUAUAAUUGACAUCUAUGUUAUUGAUGCAAUGCUGGAGGAAGGUGAAGAUGAUCCUGUGGUAUAUCCCGACGAGUUUGACAUGCUUCUGGGUAAACGAAUGACAUUCAGAGCUAAAGUUCAGCCAACAUUUGGCCAAGCAUCUGUUUGGAAGCUCUCAUAUGAUGAAGAAUUUGUCAAGGAGAUUGAAAAAGAUUAUAUUACUGAUGAGGGUCAUAGUAUACCUUUAACCCAAAUCCCAGUCAUUGAUCGUGUCGACGAUUCCAUGGAGUCUUUGUUUGCUUUUGGAGAAAUGAUCCAGAAAAUUGUGACCAAUACAACGUCCAAAGAUGGCCCAAUUACUCAUGAUAUUGAAGAUUCUGAGUGUCAAGUUUAUGGAACUACUCAGUUUUCAUAA
This is a messenger RNA of Vicia faba (fava bean), 1128 nucleotides long. Lineage: Eukaryota; Viridiplantae; Streptophyta; Magnoliopsida; Fabales; Fabaceae. The record is from the annotation of a GenBank genome assembly.